This is a messenger RNA of Colletotrichum karsti, 1509 nucleotides long. RefSeq lists its product as uncharacterized. Gene Ontology annotation, biological process: autophagy; peptidyl-serine phosphorylation. Gene Ontology annotation, molecular function: ATP binding; protein serine/threonine kinase activity. Lineage: Eukaryota; Fungi; Ascomycota; Sordariomycetes; Glomerellales; Glomerellaceae. Gene Ontology annotation, cellular component: cytoplasm. The record is from RefSeq and is a predicted model, not a curated record. Bases 1 to 1509 code for a protein of 502 amino acids. The transcript has 2 exons.
AUGCAGCAUGUAUCAGAAUUUGGAUAUCCCACUCCGCCCGCGUCGCCGGUGUAUGACAACAAGUGCGCGAUUCAACAACCCAUCACCACCGCACCUCACUGCCAAGCACGAUACAUCCCGUUAACGCCGGAGCAGAGACUGGGAAGAUUUCUGGAGGGCAAGUUGCAGUUGACGACCAUUCUUGGAACCGGCGCCUAUGGCGUCGUCUACUCUGCCGUGGAUGUGAAGACCGGAGUCCGAUAUGCCGUCAAGUGCCUCAGCAAGUUCAACCCGGAUGGAACUCCAUUGGACCGCCGACAGGUUGCCUUCCAGAACCGCGAGAUCCGUCUCCACUACCUGGCGUCGGCCCACCCGAACGUGGUCUCGAUGUUCAAGAUCGUGGACGACCCUGAUUGCAUCUAUGUCAUCUUGGAGCAUUGCCCGGAAGGUGACUUGUUCUUCAACAUCACCGAACGUGGUCAGUAUGUCGGAAACGACAACCUUGCCAAGAGUGUUUUCCUUCAAGUCCUGGACGCCGUUGAGCACUGCCAUUCUCUUGGAAUCUACCACAGGGACUUGAAGCCGGAGAACAUCCUUGUUUCAGACCAUGGAGAGACCGUCAAGCUUGCCGACUUUGGCCUCGCCACAUCAUCGGACCGCUCCGAGGACUACGGAUGCGGAUCGACAUUUUACAUGAGCCCAGAAUGCCUGGAUCACUCUGCCCGGAGACCAUUCUACCUCUGCGCUCCUAAUGAUGUCUGGAGUCUCGGAGUCAUCCUCGUCAACCUCACCUGUGGACGCAACCCAUGGAAGCAAGCUUCCUUCGAGGACUCUACCUACCGGGCUUACACCCGAUGCCCGGAGACCCUCAAGAGCAUUCUCCCAGUGUCGGAUGAACUGAACGACAUCUUGGGAAGGAUCUUCACCCGCAACCCGGAUCAGAGGAUUACUUUGCCCGAGUUGAGGAACAGGAUCCAAGCUUGCCCGAGAUUCACGAUUCCCGCCAUCCCCGCCGUGCUUCCCACACCCCCGGUUUCGCCGGAGCACAGCAUCGAAUACGUUAUCCACGAGGACACCAUCGUCGACGACUACGACAACGCCCUCUCCCCCGCGUCUUCGUCCUCGGACGAAGGCUCUGAAUGCUCAUCCGACGACGGCUCGCUCACAUCGAGCGGCUCCACCAUUGACGACCUUGACGAGGAGUUCCUCCAGGAACAGCAGCAGGAGACUUGCCAAACCCAGACAUACGAACCAGAGGACUCAAGGACCAUGUUUUUCCCAGCCCAGGAGUUUGUUCCGCAGCAGCAGUACACAGGACCUGUGCCAACGCCAGUGGCCGCUGCACAGGUAUCUGCUCCUGCACCCAUGCCUCCGGUUCAGAUGCACGCACCCAGUUGCCCGCCCAAGUCUUUCGUGCCUUUCUGGUGGGGAGAUGUGGUCAAGUAUGCGCAGCAUGCUCCUGCUAUCCACCCGCACGUUCCUUUCCAUCAUCAGGUUCCUGUCUUUGCGCACAUGCAAGGAUGCUACUAA